UUCGAAUUCAGUCAAGGUUGGUCGCUCGGCGUGAGCGUAUGCUGAAGUAAAAGUGCGCGUAGCUUGUCCCUUAUAGAAAUCCUUUAUAAGAGAGAUUCGCGGAAGCUGACAUUUCUGUCAAAGUGUGAGCCAAUCGAGCAGCGAGAGCUGUCAAAGCUCCCUUACAGUUAGUGUCAUAGGUGGACUACGGUUCCAGAAGAUGAAAUGUUAAGUGUUUGGUGAACUGUACGGACAGUGAAAAGAGUGUAAAGUUUUUUUUUCUCUAACCGAAGAAGGAAUGGAAUGCUGUGAAGUGCUGUGAAAAGCAAUAGAGAAAGGAAGCAAAUUUUCACGUGGGAAGUAAAACAGCUGGCACGGAAUGCAGUCUGGAAUGUUCGGUUUAUGUUGAACCGGAAGUCCCCGGGACAAGCUACGCGUACUAUUACUGGCCCUUCCUUGUCAAAGCCGCUGUUUUGGAACUUGCCAGUUUGGAACCGGAUUCGCUGGAGGAAUCCUUUGUUGAGGACGAUUUUGCCAGCGCCCUGCAAACUUUGUGUGAAGGAAUUUUCCCAUGCUGGGGGAGCCACCCUCUCUCACACUGCAUUGAGGUGCGUCAUCUACGUAUUUAGUGUGCAAAAAGCACCAACACUGUUGAGAACAAAAGCAACAACAUUAUUUGACUGUGUCGUCGUCGCCGCCGUCGUGUUGUGGAAAUUUAACAUAGUUUGCAAAGGAUGGCGUUGGAGAAGAAACAGAACGAAAUCAUCGUGUUGAACGAGGGUUACUCGUACAUGGAAAAGGACGACGAUUCGGUGAUGGUUGCGAAUUGCACCUGCACCCUGAUCAAAAGCCACGAUUGCAACAUCAUAGUCGAUACUAUGACCCCUUGGGACGGCGAUCUACUUUUGCAAAAGCUGCAGAAAAAUCGCUUAACACCGGACGACAUCCAUUGGGUAGUGAGCACACAUGGACACUCCGACCAUCUGGGGAAUAAUAAUCUGUUCCUAAAGGCCAAGCACAUUGUCGGAACGAAUAUCUCCCAGCGGAAUCGUUACUUCAUCCAUGAUUUCACAAGUGCUCCCUACCGUUUGUCGGAUACGAUCGAAAUCGUCGCCACACCCGGUCACACGAUGUCCUGCGUUUCGGUGUUGGUUCGCGAAAGCGUUCUACCGUUCCUGUCCGAUGCCGGUACCGACGCCAGCACCACGGUAGCCAUAGUUGGCGAUCUGUUCGAACGGCGUGACGAUAUUGCCGACAGUGCCCUUUGGCUAGAAGCUGGCAGCGAAGAUCCCAAGGCACAGAGAAUCAAUCGAGCUCGGAUGGCGGCCAUUGCCGAUUACGUUGUACCGGGCCAUGGACCGAUGUUUGCCGUUGACGAGGGCUCGAGAGCGGAACUGAAACGACAGGCUGAUGGAGGCAGUGAGAUGAAACCGAAGGGAAAGGAAUGAUUGCUGAGGAUAAGAAACAAAAAGAGACUAUGGCGAGACGAGCGCAGUGGAUUUUUAUAGAAUUCGAUUGAUUGCGAGAUGAUUUGAAAUGUGUUAAAUUUUAGAAUAAUUGUUGCUUUGAAAAAAAAACUACAGCAAGUGAAGUCAAUGAAAUAGUUUGAAUGCCAAUUUAUUGCUUUUGUUUUGCUGUUUUUAUGCUUUAUAAUAUCAAGUUCACAAAAAAUGAUCAUUAUUGAAAUCUAUAGUUAAAAAUUAAUUCAAGUAAUACACACGAAUUGGUUUUAAAAGUUUGUAUCAGCUAAUGAAACAAUUUUGCAGGAUUGAAAAUCCACAUAUAUUGAAAAAGAAGAAAUAUUAAACAAGCACGAUAUUAAUAUGCAAGUUUAUGAUCAUACAUGUAUGUUAGUGGAAUUAGAGUUUCAAGUUUCUUAACAAUUAUGUAUUUGUGACAUGGUAAAAAAAAACACGUAUUACUGAAAACAAGAAAAACAAACAAAAAUGUAGUAGUUUUAAAUGUUUAAUCUUUGUUCGAAGGAAAACAAAUAGUUCUACAAUUGCAGUUGAACGGUACCAAUUUCCAAAAAGGUUGUGCUGAAAUAAGAAAAAAAAAACACAGUAGUAGAAACCCAUGUUUUGGACCCGCCCGGUUCUGUAGGAGCGUGGGCGGGCCGUGCUUCAGAACAAGAAUGCCAAUGAACACACAAAAAUAUGCAAACUAAAAUACUUAAUUAUGAUUGUUUAUUUGUUUAGAGAAAUUAGGAUCGGUACAUAAUAAUACAUCGUUUCAACAGAAAGACUCGCAAAAGAUAACAUCCGAUUUGCGAGUCAACCGAAAGUAUCAACAUCUACUUUCACACUAUUUGGAUCUAAUUCGAUUUAAAACCGGAGAAUAACAUCAACGAAUGGAAGUAACAUCUGGAAAAGAGUAAGGAAAGCUAAUGUCACUUAUAUAUAAAACUAAACAAAACCAAACGCUAAUCAAUGUUGUUAUGAAAAGACAAGUGUUUUCACUAACCACUAACCAUUAUACGCAGCAGAAUGAUCAUUCAUACCCAACAUUUAUCAAAACUCAUCCCUUAGCUUGUACUCUCUUCACCUAGAAGGAGCUCAUUAAAAGUCUAGUGUUAGAAAUAACCUCAUGCAAAACUGAUAAACGUUAGGACGGUGCUGGUUUAGUAGACAGACAAUGUCGAAAAUCCGGCACUUCCACUCGUAUGACACGUUGAAAGAUACAAUAAACCGUGCGAAAAAAAAAAAACAAAAUUUACAGCAGCAUGCAGCUGUAUCUUUUACUAGCAGAGUAUAAUCUUAAUGAAAAAAUGUUUUGGAUUAAGGAACUAGCUUUAAGAUCUAGAUUUAAGAAAGCAGCAGCAUGAUCAUUUAUAAUAUUGUUCAUAUUAUAAAGAAUAUGAAUAAUAUCACAAGCAAGACGCGAAUAAUAAAUGUCUUGUUAAAAGGUAUAAGAAAAUUGUUAUAAAUAUAAUAUAAGCAAACGCAUACUAAUAAGAAUGUUGAUUAACUGAUAUGCUUUAAACAAUGAAAUAAGCAGCAGCAUGAUUUCAAACUAUAUGAGCUAUAUCUGUGUGAAAAAAGGCGAAAAAUAUCACUAUGCAAUAUAGAGCAAACAUAUUAAUAUUUAAUAACCACUUGAUUGUAUUGCAUGAAGCAGAAUACAAGCAAAUGGACCGCAACGGCAAAUGAAAAAAAGGAACAAAAUGAAAACCCAAGUCGAAAACCAAUUAAUCAUCCUUGAACAAGAGGAUGACAACCAUUCUGUGCAGAGAAGAGGCGCAUAAUGAUUCACUGUAGAACUCGAAAACCAUCUUUAUGAACUAUCCAUAAGGACAAAACCAGAAAACUGUAUGAACUAAGAAACCAUGUGAGAGGCUAACUGAAAUCAUAGCCUCCACAGUUGAAUAAUCCAAGAGAAGAUCAUCAACAACAACAACCGAGAAAAGAAGAACAACAACAACAACA
Aedes aegypti (yellow fever mosquito) is the source of this 3404-nucleotide messenger RNA. Its product is annotated as metallo-beta-lactamase domain-containing protein 1. The record is from RefSeq and is a predicted model, not a curated record. NCBI's taxonomy places the organism in Eukaryota, Metazoa, Arthropoda, Insecta, Diptera, Culicidae. The coding region runs from base 714 to 1427 and encodes 237 amino acids. The transcript has 4 exons.